Messenger RNA from Gallus gallus (chicken), 1821 nucleotides. It is a transcript of the gene GABARAPL2, whose product is annotated as GABA type A receptor associated protein like 2. The transcript is spliced from 4 exons. Gene Ontology annotation, biological process: macroautophagy; cellular response to nitrogen starvation; autophagosome assembly. The coding region runs from base 132 to 431 and encodes 99 amino acids. Gene Ontology annotation, molecular function: ubiquitin protein ligase binding. Lineage: Eukaryota; Metazoa; Chordata; Aves; Galliformes; Phasianidae. The record is from RefSeq and is a predicted model, not a curated record. Gene Ontology annotation, cellular component: autophagosome; autophagosome membrane; cytosol.
GCCUGCCGAGCCGGGGCUGAUUUUGUUGUGACAGGGUCCGUGACAGCCGCAGGCCGCGCCGCCUGGCUCGGCUCCCUUCUCGCCCGCACCCGGGCCUCGCUGCUGGCUCCGCUUCCCGCCCAGCCCGCGCCAUGAAGUGGAUGUUUAAAGAGGACCAUGCGCUGGAGCACAGAUGUGUCGAGUCGGCAAAGAUCCGUGCCAAAUAUCCUGACCGUGUCCCGGUCAUAGUGGAGAAAGUAUCAGGAUCUCAGAUUGUUGAUAUUGACAAGAGGAAAUACUUAGUUCCCUCUGACAUCACUGUGGCCCAGUUUAUGUGGAUCAUCAGGAAGAGGAUUCAGCUGCCCUCUGAGAAAGCAAUAUUCCUCUUUGUAGACAAGACUGUUCCACAGUCCAGUUCACCAGCCUUUGUUCAGACACUCUUGGGAAGUUAGAAAAGAUGAUCUGAAGCAGCAUCUUUAUGCAGCUGAUUCACAUCAGUCACUGUUUCAUCUGUCAUUCACAGACGGCUGAAGGAGUUGUGCUGGCCAAGUAAUUGCUUAGGUUUCAUUCUGUUUUCAAAAUACAGUCAUCCCCCGAAAGACUACUUAGAUUGUGAAGGGCCACAAGCCUAUCCUGUUAAAAUAAAUGAGUAAUUAAGUUGCCCAAAUGUACAAAUGGUGUCCCUUGAAAAAGUACUAGUUUCUAACUGGCUUGGAAUUUUGGUAGCAGCACUAUUUUAUAGUCAUCACAUCUUAGCAAUAUAGACAGCAAAGCUUUUACUCCCCCAAACAACCUGGAGCUGAAAGAAACUGUCCAAAAAGCACAUUUCAUGAAUUCGAGACCAUCUGCACAAUCAAGACAUAGCACAUGGAGGGAGAAAUUAGGUUGUUUCCUCAAGAAGCAAGGUUUCAAUGUGGCUGCAUUCAAAAAAGGUGAUGUCAGGCUCUUAAUCUUGCUGUUAGUCAUGGCCUCAAUAAUAUAAACAAACACAUCCAGGGACUAAUUUUCAAUAUAAGGAAGCACUUUGAUAAAUGCGUUUGUGAUGUACAGAAGUAACAGAAAUCUAACAGAAAUGCUCCAGAGAGAGCACUGGACCAUUUUGUGAGCACAGAUGUCAAAUGCUUUUUAUAUGUUCUUAUUUUUGUAUUCUAAUUUACAUACAAACUUAAUGUUAGCUUUUAUGAAGCCUUGUUUAUGUAAAGUUGAAUUACCAUUUGCAAUGGUCAUCUUGCAAGAAAGCUGUUUCUUUUUUCCCCCCCUUCAAGCUUAACUAUGGGACAACUUUAUGAGAAGGAGAAAGAUGAAGAUGGAUUCUUAUAUGUUGCCUACAGUGGAGAGAACACAUUUGGUUUCUGAAUGGUGGAUCUUGGCUACUGUAUCAUCCUGCUGUGUAUCUUGUAAAUAGCUGAUCAUUUUCCGUUCUGACAUCCACAGAAGUUUCUUCUAUAUACAUGCAUUUGUAACUGGAUUUAUUUCCUAAUAUAGAUAGGUCUUGUUUUAUUAGACUGUUAAAUUAUGAAAAAAGUUGUUUUUUUGUGUUUUUUUUUUUUCUCAUGGCUAUGAAUUCCUAGAGCCUCAUUCCUUUGGAAGAUGCAUCUAGACAUUGAUUAAAUAAUAAAGCUAAGUAGUUGGGCUUCUAGUUGGGCUUCUAAAACAUGGAAAGAAGAAUGCACAUUUAUUCUGUUUUGAGAUGUUAAAUUUAUGAAAAAUAAAAGCAUUACAUUAGUAUUGGAAACACUGGAGUUGCUAGAUUAUCCUAAGCAGUAGCAAGAUGCUGAUCAUGUUAAAACUGCAGUAGUAUGUACCUCUUUCUCACUUAACAAUAAAAAUUCCUACCACAAA